Exaiptasia diaphana is the source of this 4662-nucleotide messenger RNA. Its product is annotated as basement membrane-specific heparan sulfate proteoglycan core protein. The transcript is spliced from 18 exons. Gene Ontology annotation, cellular component: membrane. NCBI's taxonomy places the organism in Eukaryota, Metazoa, Cnidaria, Anthozoa, Actiniaria, Aiptasiidae. Gene Ontology annotation, biological process: cell adhesion. The record is from RefSeq and is a predicted model, not a curated record. Gene Ontology annotation, molecular function: calcium ion binding. Bases 47 to 4606 code for a protein of 1519 amino acids.
UGGCAGUGCACCGAUUGUUCAAGUAAGUCCCAAGAGUCUCAAUGUGAUGGAAGGCGAGGCGGCUGAACUACAGUGUACGGCGUCUGGCGACCCUCCGCCAACCUUUACUUGGAGUAGAGUGGAAGGAGAUAUCCCAGAAUCAUCCACAAAAAUUGAUGGCGUCUUAAGAAUUGAUUCAUUGAGCAUUAACGAUAGCGGAACGUAUGUCUGUACAGCGGCUAAUCGUUUUGGCGCAGUCGCAGAAAAUGCUGUUGUGACUGUAGAGAAAGACAGUUCCACGCCGCCGUCUGCUUCCGUGAAUCCAGACGAAAUCACAYUGAAAGAAGGCCAGACCGCAACAAUAACUUGUGAAAUUGAUGGGAACCCUUUACCGAGCGUGAGCUGGAACCGACUGGGCGGAUUCUUAAAUGACAACCACGUGAUUAGURAUAAUCAGCUUAUGAUAGUUAACAUUACUGAAGAGGACGAAGGCCCGUAUGUGUGUAUUGCGCAAAAUCGUAAAGGAGUGCAACAAGCUACUUCUAUYGUACGAGUUGAGAAAAAUAUCAUGCCAAAAAUUGAGAUCAUGCCGUCUUCCAAYCAAACUGUCAUCGGCGGAGACUCAGURGUKUUCAGAUGUAUGGURAAGGAAGGAUUACCAUUACCUUCCAUUGAAUGGAUGGAUGGACAGAAYAAGACCUUGAAUAGAUCUACUGCGGAAGUCAAGAACGAUAUGCUGAUGAUAUCACGUGCUUCCGGUCAAGACGAAGGCCGCUAUGUAUGCCGGGCUAACAAUUCGAUGGGGUAUGCAUUCGCAGAAGCAGUUCUAACUGUACAGGCCGAACCACGUGUUGUGGUCACACCCUCGAGUCCAUACCUCGUGUCUGUUCACAGUCAGGUAUCCCUAGUGUGCACAUCGUCUGGCGAUCCACAACCUACCGUGMGAUGGAUAGCACCAGACUCURGCAAUACAACUCACAAACCAAAUGAAAUUGAGCCAGGCGUUUGGCAGUUGGUMAUAGAAGAGAUAACAAUGGAUGAUCARGGGAGUUAUAAAUGUAUYGCYAGUAGUGUUGCUGGGAGAGCAGAGGCUUCGUUGRACCUAGUUGGUAUGUCAUUUGUAUACUUGGGUAGGAAGUUCAUGGCUAAAUCUUGCUUUAUUUCAAUUCUUAAUCGUCUUCCAUGUUUAGUUACACCUCUAGUCAAAGAACCACCACAGGUAAAGGUCAGCCCCUCUAAUCUAACUACCUCUGAAGGGCAAAAAGUAUUCUUUCAAUGCAACGUUUCUGGCAUCCCCUCCCCCGGUGYGUCGUGGACAAAGAAAGAUGGACCCCUUCCUGAAACUGCUGUUCAAUCAGUACCUGGGAUUCUAAGGAUAGAUUCAGCGAGUGCAARUGAUCAAGGAGUGUAUAUCUGUACUGCUACAAACAGUGAAGGAUCAGCGUCUGGUUCCGUUAGGCUUAACGUAAUGGUACCCCCAAAGUUAUCUAUCACCCCACGGCAUCUAACAGUCGAACAAGGACAAUCUAUUCGUCUAUAUUGUGUGUCAUCCCCACCCCUCCCCGUCACGUGGACAAGAGUCAAUGGAUCUAUUGCAAAGAGGGCUGUCAUGGACGAUGGAGUUCUUAUUGUUGACGAGACUAAUAUCGAAGACACUGGRAAAUACCGCUGCCAAGCAAGCAAUAGCGCUGGCGCAAGUGAUGCUGUCGUUAUGGUUACGGUGUUUGUUGCUCCAAAGGUCAAAGUAUCACCACCUGAACACGUGGGUAGUCUCGGAUCCAACGUGACAUUCACGUGUCUUGCCACAGGRAUCCCAACACCCGUGAUUACCUGGACUAAACAAGUUGGGUUCUUACCCAAGACCCAUGUCGUUGAGAAUGGCAGCUUAACYAUGUUUGCCCUGUCAGGGGACGAUCAAGGCAGUUAUAUUUGUACGGCUACAAACGCUGCAGGUCGCAAUUUUUUUGUUGCUACAUUGAGAAUUGAAGAACUACCAAGUGUCUCAAUUAUUGGAGGUACAUCGGUCAAAACAGUUCCCGUGGGGGGUAACCUGACAUUGGAAUGYCAUGGCACAGGAAUCCCGCAACCRUCUGUUAUAUGGGGCCGAAUCAACAGAGAUCUUCCUGACGAKGUUGUWGUAAAGGGACAGAAGUUGUAUAUUGUCAAUGCAAAGCCUUCAUUUGGCGGGACUUAUAGAUGUAGUGUUGCAAACCGAGUUGGUUCMGUUCAGUCUCAGAUUGUCAUCUUUAUUCAAGACGCACCUCAAGUAACAAUUACACCCAAAGUACGCAAGGUCAAACUGCGUGAAACCGCUGAAUUCACCUGUAUUGUAAGCGGAUCUCCAGCACCGGAAGUGUCUUGGCAUCGCUUGAACAAAUCACUUCCUGUUCGUCAUUCUGUCAAGGAAGGCAAGCUUAUYAUUUCCAACGUCACAGAAGAUGACAUUGGCAUAUAUAUCUGUCGAGCGAGUAACUUGCAAGGUAUCUCGGAAUCUUCUGCAUCAAUUGCAUUAAAAGGCGUCAUCCCUCGCUUCAAUCAAAAUCCAACAUCAUACAUGACUCUCCCUACACUAACCAAAGAACCACUAAACUUCACGGUUGAAAUCUUCUUCUCUCCCGAAAUUGCCGACGGACUAAUAUUCUACAACGAUCAACACGUAAACGACUCUGUUGGUGAUUUUAUCUCGUUUGGAAUGUCAGCCGGGUACGCUGAGUUUAGAUUUGACUUAGGCUCACGUGGUCCAGCGGUAAUCCGUAGUAAAUACCGAUUAAGUCUGUACCGCUGGUAUGUGAUCAAACUCACUCGAAGCGACAACGAGGGGACGCUACAAGUCAACGAAGACGCGAGACGGACAGGAACUUCUAAAGGAGAAACAUCGCAGUUGAAUCUAAAUGAACCGUUUUACGUUGGAGGCGUUGCGAACUUUAGCAUCAUUAGUGAUUUGGCGGGUUUUAGUAAAGGGUUUAUCGGCUGUGUUAGUUAUAUCAAAGUGGAUGGGAAACAUCUUGACCUUAAAAAUCCAAGUGAACAAGUUGGUGUUACCGACUGUGAACCAUGCGUCAACAAUCCCUGCCGGAACGGUGGUCAGUGCCUCGACACUUUGGUUUCCCCCGGUUUUGUGUGUCAAUGUCGACCAGGAUUCUCUGGACGGACUUGCGAGGUUUAUGGCAAUGGCUGUUACCCAGAAGCCUGCGAGAACGGUCGAUGCGUGAAUUUGGACGUUGGAGGAUAUAAGUGUGUUUGUGCCGUGGGGUAUACCGGUGAGAGAUGUGAGAAAGGAGCCAAAAUAGAAACUCCAAUGUUCGAAGGCACAUCCUACAUGGCAUACCCAAGCAUCCAAGGGGCUCUAAUGGACGUCAAACUGAGCAUGCGCUUUAUGGUUCAUGAGAAUCGCAACAUGUUACUGCUUUACAAUGGUCAAAAUAACUUCCCAUCUCAAGGAGACUACCUCUCUAUUKCCAUCAUUGACGGCAAAGYYGAGUUCCGAUUCAAUUUAGGAAAGGGUCCAGCSGUYAUMCGAAGCAAAACAAACAUUACURUAGGWAAAUGGCAUAAUGUUGUYGUUGAACGAGACAAAAGAGAUGGCUCAUUGACUCUUGAUUCUGAGCCUGCAGUCAAAGAUCAAGCYCCUUGUUGUAGCAUAGGCUUGAACGUCGCCAUGCCGCUGUACAUCGGAGGGGUCUCGAACCUCUCUAAUAUCGACUCGGWAAAACUCGGCAUUGAUUCGGGAUUCUUCGGRUGCGUUUCGGAUGUUUCCGUUGACGAUAGUGAAAUUGAUCUAGUGAAUACAUAUCUUGAAAUGCGUAAUGUGAGGCAAUGCAAGGACUGUCUUGAACCAUGCCAAGUAGGACCAUGUACUAACAAUGGUACCUGCGUACCGCAAGGACUGACGGGAUACUAUUGUGUUUGCGCGCAAGGUUUUACUGGGAAAAAUUGUGAGUUUCAUUUAGUUGGACCUGGGAAGAACCGGACAUGUCUAAAUGGGGGAUUACCCUUCCCCCCGUCGGGAAGAGUUUGUGAGUGUCCUUUGGGAUUUGGAGAUGAGCGAUGUGGGAGUGUUGUGCAGCUAGGGGAUACGGCAUCGUUCKCAGGGGAUGGAUAYAUUCAGUACCCUAAAUCUGUCAUGAACAGGAUYCUUGGUAAGUUGGAGACAAUCACCCUGAAUAUCAAGACCAAGUCAAACAAUGGACUCAUUUAUUGGCAAGGCCAGAAAAUUGGCGCUUCCAGAGGAGACUACCUUGUUAUUGGGCUUGACAAUGGUUAUCUGCAAUUUCGGUACAAUUUAGGGGCUGGGUCAGCUAUAAUUAAGUCUMGGCGCCCAGUGAACGAUGGUGUAUGGCAUUACGUCAAGAUAUACAGGCAAAGUCAAAAGGGUUCGUUGCUCGUCGAYAAAGACGAAAUAGUCAAUGGCACUUCUCCUCAAGGAGCAAGAAGCCUUAACAGCCCAGGACCAAUAUUCAUUGGCGGUGGUCCUGACAUCGAGAGUCUGACRUACGGCGUAUACUCCUAUAACUACAACGGUUGUAUUGGUGGUGUAUACCUGCAAUCCAGAGCUUUAAAACUACAAAGCGAUGCAGUCAAAGGCUUUAACGUACUACCUUGCAAUAAUGGAGAAAAAGACACAUAAUACAAUCCACCACACAAUCCACUGGAAAAAAAUCGCGCGCUUUAAAGGUUGUAAAU